Molecule: messenger RNA, 1274 nt
Organism: Chaetomium strumarium
Lineage: Eukaryota; Fungi; Ascomycota; Sordariomycetes; Sordariales; Chaetomiaceae
Exons: 2
Coding region: 270-1274 (334 amino acids)
Source: RefSeq, a predicted model, not a curated record
AGCUGGAGACUGGCGGGCAUACUUUGGGACAUGGCAAACAGAGGUGCUUGGCCAUACAGUUCUCCUCAACACGUAGAGACCGUCUUUAUGUUAGUUAGAGAUGUCUAUAUGUAGACCAGCUCUGCCCGCCCUCUUCUUUCUGCGCUUCCAUCAUCAGACUUCCAACACCAUUCGUACCUUUUCCAAGUCCAUAACCCACAUUGAGCCUCUGCAUCAACGUCCACGUUCCCAUCUCGUUCCCAGCCUCUCCGGCUUCCACUCAAGCCAAGAUGAAGCUCAAGACUACGUUGAUUACCGCUGUCCUGGCCACCCACACAGCCAGCGCCUUGCCUACUACUGGCGGAGGCAAUGUGAAUGAGAAGACCGCGUUCAACCAGCGUCUUGAACAGGAGAUGCUGAACAACGCCCAGUCGUCUUCGGGAGUACUAUCCCGCGACGAGUCUUGGGUCUCUAAGGGGCAGGUUGAUUCUAAGCUUGCCGACAGCGCCUUUCGGAGUGGGAUGGCCAUCCGCGUCAUCCAGACAUCGACAUCCCCACCGGCUCCCUGGGAUGUUGCGGAAACACCCACAGCUAUACCUGCUCUCUGGGAUGAGGACAGCAAGUUGCCCUCGGUUCAGCAGAGGUCACACAUACCCACGCAUCCGGAGGACGGAGGAAAACAGUUGGUCAAUGCUGUUGGGGUUCACUCCGAGCUCCAAGCCGAACAAGGCCCAUCCACCCGCGGGGUGGAGGAUGCCAACAUGGCACGCAAUCCCCUCCCAGCCUCCGACAUCAGCCCGGCCACAUCGAGAAGGAUGGGCAAUGCUCGGAGCGCGAGGGACAACACUGCGACAUCUGCUUCUUCGGAAAAUCAGCAACCCGGCUUGAAGUCCACGGUCCGCGAGCUCCUCAGGGCCUUGGUCCACGGCAAGGAGCAGCACCAGCAGCACCAACAGCAGCACGCCGCCCAGGAAAAGGGAGUCCACGACCGGGUGCGUCUGGCGGCGCGGAACCAUGAGAUGUCUCACAAGGAAGCCCAACAGCAGGGGUCGUCUGAGCCUUCCAUCGGAGUCCGUCAGAUGUCGCUGUCAAGCGGGAAUAGUAAGGCCAUGACCGGCAUGUCGCAGGAUGCGAUGAGCCAAAACCAGGAGGAGAAGCAGGAGGUUUCCUCCUCGGGCUACCUGAACCCCCGUAGUGCACGGCAGGUCGGGGAGGGCGAGCGAAUGAGGGGAUCCCAGUCCGAGCUGAUGGACUGUGUUGGAGCUGCCGGGGACGAUAUCAACAAAUGCUACUAA